CUCUGGCAUGAGACGCUUCCCGCAGCUUACAAAGGACACCUAUACUUUCCAAUCCCAAGAUUUCCUUGAAAUAUACCGGAAUCCCUCCAUCAUCUGCGAAUCCAAUACAAUGUAGGCUGGUUGAGAGGGAACAAAUGACGCAUCUCCAAGUCUGGAGAUAUUUGAGAAUGCAUCGACACAUGGAUGUUGUUCUUUUAAUUAUUAUUACUGUUAUAAAGCAGUUAUUCAGCUGCGAAUGGGAUUUGGAUAUGCGCGCUAAAAGUGUGGAGAAGUGAGUUUUGGGGGCCCACAGGAUGGACACUGCGGAGGUAAUUCUCUCCGUGUUGGUAGUUGUGAUCAUUAUAGUGUCGCUGCUUUCCAACAUCCUGGUGCUGAUCUGCUUUCUCUACAACCCGGAGAUCCGCAGGCAGGUACCCGGACUGUUCAAUCUUAAUCUAACCUUCUGCAACCUGUUGCUGACUGUGGCGAACAUGCCGCUCACUCUGGUGGGACUCGUCAGCCGGGCUCAGCCGGGGGGACACGGCUUCUGUCAGAUCGCGGGAUUCCUGGAGACCUUCCUGUCCACCAACUCCAUGCUGAGCAUGGCCGCUCUGAGCAUUGACAGGUGGAUCGCGGUGGUUUUCCCCCUGAGGUACCAUUCCAAGAUGCGCCACAAGGACGCAGCUUUAGUGCUCGGCUACACGUGGGCGCACUCCAUGUCCUUUUCCACGGUGGCCGCCUGCCUGUCCUGGGUGGGCUACCAUCGGCUUUACGCGUCCUGCACCUUGUCCAACUCGAGAUCUAACAACAGGACCCAGUUUAUUGUCUUUACCGUGUUUUUCCACUCCUUCACCUUCCUUCUGUCCUUUAUAGUUUUAUGUUUCACAUACCUCAAAGUUCUUAAAGUGGCUCGGUUUCACUGCAAGAGGAUCGAUAUAAUAACCAUGCAAACUUUGGUGCUGCUUGUGGACAUACACCCCAGUGUCCGUCAGCGUUGCCUUGAAGAGCAGAGGAGGCGGCGACAGAGAGCAACCAGGAAGAUCAGCACCUUCAUCGGCACCUUCAUGCUUUGCUUUGCUCCCUAUGUGAUCACGAGGAUCGUGGAGUUAUUUCCAGCAGUGCCUAUCGACCAUCAUUGGGGAAUUGUCUCCAAGUGUCUAGCAUACAGCAAAGCAGCCUUUGACCCCUUUGUGUAUUCCCUGCUGAGGCAUCAGUACAAAAAGACAUGCACGGACAUCAUCAAUAGGCUGCUAAAACGGAGUUCGCUAAAUACGUCUGGACGCCGGCCGGAGCAACAGGGCAACAGCAUACCCACAGCUGAGUAAAUGAGGUUGCAUGGCAGCACAGAUGGAAAUACCAGCCUGAUUCAUUGCUGAUGAAGAUGAGGAACGAUAUUGCUGUUUCAUGUCCAUGCCUGCUUAAAUUUGGUCCGACAUGAUAAAAAAGCAAGGUAAAUAAAAAAUAACAAAUCAUCCAUGGCAAAGGCAAACCUCACUCAGGAGUACCAGUGAGUGCCCAGAGCUGCAGAUCAGCACGGUGAUCUUGCUGUGAGGACAAUAAACUGCAGAUUUUCUAUUUACCUGAAAUGACAGAUGUGUUCGUACAGGAAGUACUGUCAGUUUUAAGAAUUAUUAUUACAUCUAAGGUAGGAUUCCACUCAUGUACAGUUAUAAAGUGACUUUGUUGUAUAUUUCCUUUAAUAUAUAUAUUUUGAAAAAAGUAGUUGGAUGUCAAUGUAAGGUGCUGAAAGUGACAAAAUUAUAAACUAUUUGAGUAAGUAUGUAGCACUGUAGUUAAUAUUAUACUUUUCUCAGAAGUAUUCUUGUUGAAAACAAACACAACAGAAAACAUAGCUGCUCUGCUAGUAGACUCAGGAAUAUUGGCCUAAUGGUGGAAAUUUUAGAAAAAUCUGGCACUUUUUUGUCCUUUUUCAGUUUAUUUUGUUUACUGUUUCACAUUUUUCUGAAGGUCAUUCUACCUUUUUUUUUUUUUCAGUGGUUUUCUGUGAAUGCCUCGGUGAGUCGGCCAAACUGAAGUUUGUUACCGUAUAUGAAACGUGUCUUUCUUACAAAAUCUGGUUAUUUUUUAAAACCUUUUUUAAUCUAUUUGUCUGCAUCCAUUUUUGAUCCCUGAAUACUAACCUAAAAUUGAUUAAAAAACUUUAUUUAAAUAAAUUUAAAUUACCUGCCCAAAAGAAGGUAAAUGCCUGUUAGACUAAAGUGAAUAGCUUUAAAACAGAAAGCAUCCAUGCUGUAACCAAAAGCCAGAGUCAAACGAAUACCAGCAAACAUGUAAUCUCCAAAUGACAGUCUCUGUGGCUUUUAGGUUUAAGUUUUCAUUUUGUUCUACAUCUGUAAACACGUUUUGCAAGUCUCUUAGCUAACUGGUCAAACUGAAUUUCUUGAGGCAUUAUUGUGCAAAUGUGUGCAUGAAUGGAUGAAUUACUAAAUGUUGAUAAAGCGCUUUGGGGUCUUUGGACUUGAUAUAUAUACAAGCAGAGGUCACUUACCAUUUUAUCAUUAUUACACCAGAGGCUUUUAUGUUUACUGUAACUGUCAUACUUUUUCAAUUGCUUUUCUUAGUUUUGAACAUCAGCUGUCUUGCACACAUUUGUGCUAACAGUGGAUUAACAUUAACCUAGUAAAAGUAAAAAGCAUAUAAGAUUAGUUCUUUUUUUUUGGACUCAACAUAAGGAAAAUAGUCCCAAUAAAUUUAAAUAGUUGAGGCCCAGAUCAAAGGGCAGCUCAGUUGGGGAGUGGGUAGAACUGCUGCCUAGCAGCAACAAGGUUCCGGGUUCGAUUCCUGGCGGAGUUUGCAUGUUCUCCCUGUGCAUGCGUGGGUUCUCUCCAGGGACUCACGCUUCCUCCCACAGUCCAAAAACAUGACUUUUAGGUUAAUUGGCAUCUCUUAAUUCUCCUUAGGUCUAGGUGUGUGAGUGGUUGUUUGACCUGUUUGUCUCUGUGUUGCCCUGCAACAGACUGGCGACCUGUCCAGGUUGUACCCCGCCUCUGCCAAAUGACACCUGGAGAUAGGCACCAGCACCCAGGAAGGGAUAAGUGUGAUUGAAAAUGGAUGGAGACCAAAAUCAGUAAAAUUCAUUGGAAUAUAUCUAGAUCACCAUUUUAAAAAGCCAGAUUGUCUCUCAGACAUGAUCCAGAAUUAAUGAAAUUGGUGACAGAUAAUCAUAUGAUGACGCCCUUAUGAUGAUUUAUGUUUCUGUGAUCAAGUGAAACACAGUACCUCACACCAUCUAUCUAAAGUUGAUAGCUUCUAUUGUUGAUAUACCCUGGUCCCUUAGUAAGACUGGGAUACUCUAGGGUUCAUCAUUAUCUGCUGUAUGGAAGCAAUGCAUAUUAAGGAAGGAGUUAAAAAGAAGGAAGAUAUUUCAGGAUAAUGGUAUCUGAGGAGCUUAUACAGGUGCAGAACAACAUAACGUUAAGCUAAAUAAAAGUGGCUCCACCAGUUCUAGUUGUCUGUUUUAUUAAAGGCAUUUGGGGCACAAUAUUUAUGAAAAGCUAUGUAUUUCACAAAUCUUGCACUAAGUAAUCCAUCUCUUGCACAUCUUUUGACCCCUAGGAAGUGCAUGGUGGUAUAUUUAUCUGCACAGUCACCUAAUCUCUCUGCAUUUUCCUUUAUCUGCUUAUUUUGCUGUGUGCAGGUUUUUUUGCACAGAGGCUGUGUAAGUGUGAGAACAACUAAAGAGAACGAUUUAAUGAACCAACUACUCUCAGUUUCAUCUGCAGUUUUUUUUCUGUCAUACAUGUCUAUACUUAAACAUAAUUAGUAAAACUAACUCAUAGUUAGUUUGAAGUCCCCUUUGAAAAGUAUCCUAGUUUCCGCUGUGUUAAACACAUGAAAGCAUACGAUAAACCCAAAUCACAUAUAAAAGGACUGAAAAUAUGUAAACAUCUCAAAUGCCGUGCGAUCCUAUUGGAAAACUUGAACAGGUGCAAAAAUAUUCAGAUUCCUGGAAUCUCUUUAGAUUUAUUUACAUUGGUGAAUUGGAAGAAACACAAUACAGUAAGUUUUACCUCUUUUAAAUCUAAUCAUGUGAAAUGUAUUUAGCUCCCUGGGAGUUGAGAUUCUGUAUAUCAACAUUUUGCUGUAGCCCAAGCUGCAAGUCUUUGGGGGUAUGGCUAGGAAGGGCUCGACACACAGCAGAUAAUGUCGCUUUCUGUCCAUAUAUUUAUUUAUUUUAUUUUGUAUGAGUAAAACUUUUUUAUGAGGUAACAGUUGCUUGAUCUCCUCCAACCAAGUGACCGUGUAUGGGAAAAUCUAAGAUCCAAAUUCUAAUUCAUGGCUUAUACAUGUAGAGGUUAAAACACAGGCUUCAGACACGACACAAGAAAAUAGAAAAUAUUUUAUCUCUGUCUAACUUUCCUAUAUGAUAUGAUUUAAGCCAGUUUGGGUAAAAACCUCUGGGUCUUCAUCCUUGAAGCUUUGUGUGACAGACUGCUUUGAAAAUAUCCUAUUUUAUAAUCAUAUAUCAUGGAGACAAGUGUCUCAAUAUUGCAAUUAUAACUGCUGCUGUCUCUGUUAUAUCCCCAUUAAUGUUUUAUACUUUGGUGGCGAUGAUUGCCCAUUGUUUGUUGUCCCCAAUGCGUCUAGCUCAUCCUUGUGUCAAUUUAGUUUU
Cyprinodon tularosa is the source of this 4612-nucleotide messenger RNA. Its product is annotated as G-protein coupled receptor 26-like. The transcript is spliced from 3 exons. The record is from RefSeq and is a predicted model, not a curated record. The coding region runs from base 294 to 1304 and encodes 336 amino acids. Gene Ontology annotation, cellular component: membrane. Gene Ontology annotation, molecular function: G protein-coupled receptor activity. Lineage: Eukaryota; Metazoa; Chordata; Actinopteri; Cyprinodontiformes; Cyprinodontidae. Gene Ontology annotation, biological process: adenylate cyclase-activating G protein-coupled receptor signaling pathway.